AUGAGGAACAUGCAGGCCUCACCUGAUCGAGCUGCAGAGGUCUACGGGAGGCAGGAAAAGGAAACAGAAUCCAGAGGCCCCCUGCCCCCAACUCAAGUGCUCCAGAGGGAUAUGAGAUACAGUUUCCAGGCUCCGAACCCAUUGAGAAACCUGAGGACAGAGACUCAGACCAACACCUCCAUCACCCUGAGGGUCCCUGACGGCGCUGCCCCUCAGAACUUGACCAACUGGGUCCAAUGGCCUGGAGAUGGUGGCAGCAAUAAUAUUCAAAACACAACAGGCACCAGUGUCACAGUGGACAGGCUUGCUCCUGCUUCUUCCUACGAGUUUCCCAUGUGGGUAGAGAAAGAUGGCAUCAACAGCUCCCCACAGAUGCCCGUGGCCACCGCAGCCUCAAACCCAGUGAGAAACCUGAGGAUGGAAGGUCAGAACAACAUCUCCAUCAACCUGAGCUGGGAGCCUCCUGAUCAGUCCUCCCUGCAGGGCCUCANCUACUGGGCCCAGUGCAGUAGACAUGGUGGCCAAUCUGAGAUCCGGAAUACAACAGACACCAGUGUCACCGUGGACGGACUUGAUCCUGGGUCUUCAUAUGAAUGUUCUGUGUGGGUGGAAAAGGAUGGAGUCUAUAGCACCAACCAGACUCUCAGUACCACCACAGCCCCAAACCCAGUGAGAAACCUGAGGGUCACAGGUCAGAGCAACAUCUCCAUCAGCCUGAGCUGGGAGCCUCCUGAUCAGUCCUCCCUGCAGGGCCUCACCUACUGGGCCCAGUGCAGUAGACANGGUGGCCAAUCUGAGAUCCGGAAUACAACAGACACCAGUGUCACCGUGGAUGGACUUGAACCUGGGUCUUCAUAUGAAUGUUCUGUGUGGGUNGANAAGGAUGGAAACNAUAGCAUCAACCAGACUCUCAGUACCACCACAGCCCCAAACCCAGUGAGAAACCUGAGGGUCACAGGUCAGAGCAACAUCUCCAUCAGCCUGAGCUGGGAGCCUCCUGAUCAGUCCUCCCUGCAGGGCCUCACCUACUGGGCCCAGUGCACCCCAAACCCAGUGAGAAACCUGAGGGUCACAGGUCAGAGCAACAUCUCCAUCAGCCUGAGCUGGGAGCCUCCUGNUCAGUCCUCCCUGCAGGGCCUCACCUACUGGGCCCAGUGCAGUAGACAAGGUGGCCAAACUGAGACCCGGAAUACAACAGACACCAGUGUCACCGUGGAUGGACUUGAUCCUGGGUCUUCAUAUGAGUGUUCUGUGUGGGUGGAAAAGGAUGAAAAUAGAAACUAUAGCACCAACCAGACUCUCAGUACCACCACAGUACCAGCUCCUGUCAGCAUCACCUCCUGCAUCAGCACUUCUGGGGGAUAUGGGGUCCUCCUGACCUGGUCCUGCCCAUCCGGGGGUUAUGAGAAGUUUGAGGUCAAAGUGGGUAGGAAAUGGACCUCCGAAAAUGGAUCUUUGUGCGGGAAGGGCAUGACUGUGUCAGAUCUUGAGCCAGCUCAGUCCUACACAGCCACCGUCACGACUGUCUUCAAGGAACUGAAGGCCCAGUCUGUCUCUACAACUUGCCACACAGAGAGUGCAGCCAUCAUUGCCGGAGCCAUUGUGGGCAUCCUCUUGCUUUUCAUCCUGGUGGGCCUGCUGAUUGUCUUCUUGAAGAGGAGGAGAAAGAAGAGACAGCCAAAGGAAGUGCCCAAGGAUCUGGUGUGCAGCUGCCCAGGGGAGAUCCUGGCCAAAGACUUCGCUGACCAUGUCAGGGAGAAUGAAAAGGACAGCAACUGUGGAUUUGCUGAAGAGUAUCAGCAACUGGCUCUGGAGGGCCAAGGCCAGUCUCAAAUAACGGCAUCGGCUCUAGAGAACAUAUCCAAGAACCGCUACAGGAAUGUGCUGCCCUAUGACUGGUCCCGGGUUCCCCUGAAGCCCCUCCACGAGGAACCAGGCUCCGACUAUAUCAACGCCAGCUUUAUGCCUGGUCUCUGGAACCCCAAGGAGUUCAUUGCAACCCAGGGUCCCCUGCCUAACACUGUGAGUGAUUUUUGGAGAAUGGUGUGGGAACAGCAGAGCCAUACCCUGGUUAUGCUGACCAACUGCAUGGAGUCUGGACGGGUGAAGUGUGAGCAUUACUGGCCCUUAGAUGCUCAGCCUUGCAUUCAUGGGCAGCUGCAGGUAACGCUGAUUAGUGAGGAAGUGUCAGAAAACUGGACCGUGAGGCAUCUUCAGCUCUUCCAUAUGAAAGAACAGCAGCCCCUCUCCGUGCGCCAAUUCCACUACCUGGCCUGGCCAGACCAUGGAGUUCCUUACUCGCCGGACCCCUUGCUGGCUUUCCGCAAGAUGCUUCGGCAAUGGAUGGAUCAGACCAUGGAUGGAGGUCCACCCAUUGUGCAUUGCAGUGCUGGUGUGGGCCGGACAGGCACCCUAAUUGCACUGGAUGUCCUGCUGCGGCAGCUGGAGUGUGAGGGGCUGGUGGCUCCCUUCAGCUUUGUGAAGAAGAUGAGAGAGAGCCGGCCACUGAUGGUGCAGACCGAGGCCCAGUAUGUGUUCCUCCACCAGUGCAUCUUGAAAUCCCUCCAGAAGCCAGCUCCAGCCCUCGUCCCAAAGGAGGCGACGUAUGAGAACGUGGCAAGCUUAGUUUACGAGAACGCAUCUGCCAUCAGGGCCCAUGAGUCUGAGGUCUCAGCUUCUGGGUGCUGA
Mus pahari (shrew mouse) is the source of this 2688-nucleotide messenger RNA. RefSeq names its product protein tyrosine phosphatase receptor type H (gene Ptprh). Gene Ontology annotation, biological process: protein dephosphorylation. Gene Ontology annotation, molecular function: protein binding; protein tyrosine phosphatase activity. The transcript is spliced from 17 exons. NCBI's taxonomy places the organism in Eukaryota, Metazoa, Chordata, Mammalia, Rodentia, Muridae. Bases 1 to 2688 code for a protein of 895 amino acids. The record is from RefSeq and is a predicted model, not a curated record.